AUGAUUGCAACAUCCCACCAGUGCUGCCUUCUUCUCCUGCUAAUUCUCCCCUUGAUCGUGACCGCAAGAUCCGUACCUGAAGUGGGGACCAGCACGGACAUUGAGGGACGCGUCAAGAAGUACAGUUACUACUACAUCAGCCGGAAGUUGUACUACAUCCCCCUUUUCUUCGUCGUCUACUGGGCUUUCUACGUCUUCUGGCUCAUUGUGCAGUCCAUUGCAAGGCACAAAGUGGAAAUUCCGCUGCACUGGGACCCAGCGAAACGUGCAAAACGCAACAUUGAAGCUCUGAGAGUGUCUGUGAUGGAUCAAAUUGAGAGAUUCCACCAAAAGUUCCUUGUCAAUAGCGGGAAGCAUUAG
This is a messenger RNA of Lutzomyia longipalpis, 360 nucleotides long. RefSeq lists its product as uncharacterized. NCBI's taxonomy places the organism in Eukaryota, Metazoa, Arthropoda, Insecta, Diptera, Psychodidae. The coding region runs from base 1 to 360 and encodes 119 amino acids. The record is from RefSeq and is a predicted model, not a curated record. The transcript has 2 exons.